This is a messenger RNA of Talaromyces marneffei, 1248 nucleotides long. RefSeq lists its product as uncharacterized. Bases 1 to 1248 code for a protein of 415 amino acids. Gene Ontology annotation, cellular component: cytoplasm. Gene Ontology annotation, molecular function: ATP hydrolysis activity; GTP binding. The transcript has 11 exons. The record is from RefSeq and is a predicted model, not a curated record. Lineage: Eukaryota; Fungi; Ascomycota; Eurotiomycetes; Eurotiales; Trichocomaceae.
AUGCCUCGCGAUCCCCUCAUCGGCCUUGUAGGCAAACCUUCUAGUGGAAAAUCCACCACCUUGAACAGUCUGACUGAUGCAUCGUCCAAAGUUGGAAACUUCCCUUUCACCACAAUCGAUCCGCAACGAGCAAUCGGAUACCUCCAGAUAGAUUGCGCCUGCAAAAGAUUCAACCUCGCAGAUAAAUGCCGACCAAACUACGGCGGAUGCACCGAAGGACGAAGAUCGGUUCCAAUUGAACUUCUCGAUGUUGCCGGUUUAGUGCCCGGAGCGCACGAAGGAAAAGGUCUUGGGAAUAAGUUUUUGGAUGAUUUGCGGCAUGCUGAUGCUUUGAUUCAUGUUGUUGAUGUUAGUGGGACGACGGAUGCCGAAGGGAAGGAGACCCGAGGCUAUGAUCCGUCGCAAGAUAUUGUGUGGUUGAGAUCGGAGAUUGUGCGAUGGGUUCAGGGGAAUUUGAUGGAGAAAUGGGGCUCUAUCAAACGGAAGCAUCAAGCUACGAAGGCCAACCCAGUCGAAACAUUACAGGCCCAAUUCUCCGGUUACGGAAGUACCUCGCAAACAGUGGCUCGAUGUCUCGACCGACUGAAUCUAAGAGAACCUCUCGAAGAGUGGUCAAACGAGACAGUUGAAAAGGUGGUCAAUGCAUUUGUGGAUGAAAAGUUCCCCACGGUUUAUGCCUUGAAUAAAAUUGAUCAUCCAGAUGCAGAUAAGAAUAUAAGCAAAAUCGCCCGAAUGCAAGAUGCGAAUUCAAUCGUGCUCUGCUCAGCAAUAUCAGAAGUUUUUUUGCGAAGACUUGCGAAACAAAAAUACGUCAAAUAUGUCGAAGGAAGCGAAUUUGUUGAUACUCGAGAAGACCUCAUAGAAAUGGGUGAUCCCGAUGGAGGAGGCUUGAAAGAGAUGGAUGAGAAGCUGAAGCAACGUGUUGAGAAUCUCAAAGACAUGGUUCUAUAUCGAUUCGGAUCAACCGGCGUUGUGCAAUGCUUGUCACGGGCUGCAGAGGUUUUGGGACUCGUCCCAAUAUUUCCAGUGCGGAAUAUCCACACAUACGCCUCCGGAUCAGGAUCAAAUGCUGUAUUCCGUGAUUGCGUAUUGGUUAAAAAAAAUAGCACAGUCGGUGAUGUAGCACGGAAAGUCAUGGGUGAUGUCCCUAUAGCCUACGUUGAAGGAGCUGGGGGAGUACGCGUUUCCGAGGAUGAAGUCGUGGCAGUCGGAAAGCACGAUGUACUCUCGUUCCGAGUUGGCCGCUAA